AUGUCGCUGUUCAGUCGCAUAUGGAGACCACUUCUCGGCCGCACCCGGAAGCCGUUUAUCUUCACUAAUGAAGGUGUAAGCCGGCAUGUCGCUCUCAAGCUCUUUAUAGAUUCCAAGUCUAUAGGCAGUGGACAAGAAACCGAGCUUGACAUGUACAAGCGCAUUGAGAAGUCUUCCAAGGAUCACCCAGGCCGUGACGCUGUACGCUCACGUAAAUGGACCGCAGGGAUGACAUCAGUGUCUUGUCCACCAUCCGCUUGGGAGAGCGUGCUUGGUCUCAGGCACCGCAAUUCCUUGCAAAGAUUCCGACUCUUCGGUCUGUUCCUCAGGUACAGCACACACAUACAGACUCCCGCUCUCAUCGAUUCCCGCAUCCCAUCAUUCAGAGUUCGUCUAUUGGGUCUUUUACCGUGA
Molecule: messenger RNA, 414 nt
Organism: Plenodomus lingam JN3
Lineage: Eukaryota; Fungi; Ascomycota; Dothideomycetes; Pleosporales; Leptosphaeriaceae
Source: RefSeq, a predicted model, not a curated record